Molecule: messenger RNA, 2229 nt
Organism: Helobdella robusta
Lineage: Eukaryota; Metazoa; Annelida; Clitellata; Rhynchobdellida; Glossiphoniidae
Exons: 10
Biological process (GO): homophilic cell-cell adhesion
Cellular component (GO): plasma membrane
Molecular function (GO): calcium ion binding
Source: RefSeq, a predicted model, not a curated record
AUGCAGCAGUACAAACAACAUCAGCAGAUCUAUAGCGGUUACAAGUUCAAACAUCGUCGAAAUAUUAAUCAUAGACUUGAUAAUAAAAAUGAUAGCAACAAAAGUGACAAUAAUUAUCCCAGCAACAACCACAACAACAAUUACAAUAACAACAACAACAAAUACAAUAACUUUCCAUCUCAUGAACAACAAAACUAUCAAACAGAGCAAUUCCACAACCGUCAGCUGCAACUACAUUCAAGACCCUACCAAAAAGGUCACCAUCAAAGUGAUUCUCCACGUCCAACAACAAACAACAACAACAGAAAUAUAACGGUUUACAACUUCAACAACAACAACGACGACGACGACGAGAACAAUUUCUGUCUUAUCCAUGUCGACGUAGCCAUUAAACCAAUCGAAUACUUCAAAAUCAUCCGAUGCGUCAUCCAGCUACUCGAUAUUAACGACAAUGUACCGAUCUAUUCGCCAAGUCAGUUCAUCCAGGAGCUGUCCGAAUCCUCGCAACUGGAACAGGGAUUCGUUAUUCCCAUUCCGAAAGAUCCGGAUUUGGGCCGAAACGGAGUUGUCGGAUACGAACUGAUUGUGGAAGAUCCAGAUGACGAUAAAUUCAAAUUGAAGGCUAUCACAAAGAUGGACGGAUCGACGGAAGUAAAGUUGGUGCUGACGUCACAGCUUGAUAGGGAGGUCAAGGACACGCACAAUGUCAAGGUCGUGGCCCACGAUGGGGGCGUCCCGUCAAACAGAGGUGUCCUUGAGGUAACCAUAGUUGUACUGGACAGUAACGACAACGUGCCAUCGUUCGAGCAGACGAUAUACGACAUCAGCGUGACCGAGAACACGGCGCGCGGCACUGUGGUUCUUAAUGUACUGGCCAGAGAUAGUGACUCAGGACUGAAUGGCGAGGUCAUGUAUUCCUUCGCCCCCAGCACUCAAAAUAUGUACGGUGACCUUUUCGAGGUUGACCUGAAAUCAGGUGAUGUCAAGGUGAAAGGUCUGAUUGACAGGGAGGUCACCAGACUGUGCCACCUCAUCGUCCUGGCGACCGAUAACGGCACACCUCCACUCCAAUCGGAAGUAGCCGUAGUGAUUGACGACCAGAACGACAACGCCCCUUCCAUAAGUAUCAACACGUUAGCAGAAGUGAACGCACAGGCAGCCAGCGUUCUGGAAAAUUCUAAGGCGGGAGAUUUUGUCGGUCACGUGAUCGGGAACGACGCUGACGCUGGCAUCAAUGGAAAAUUUAAUUGUAGUCUAAAGAAAGUAGAAUAUUUCAGGCUGAAGAGGAUGUUCAACGGCGAGUACAACAUCAUCACGUCCUCUCCAAUCGAUCGCGAACUCUUGAAAAAAACAUCCUACCAGCUCAGCAAUCUCUACAGCACAAUCAACGUUCCGCAAGAUAUUUCUACUGAUUUUGGAAAUCCACCGCUAGUAUCGGAAAGACAGUUCUUUGUUUUCAUUAGUGACGUGAACGACAACAACCCGAUUUUCGACCAGUCCGUUUACAAGUUCAACGUCACCGAAAACAGCCCAUUUGGUUUUCCGGUUGCCACGGUCAGAGCGACAGACAUCGACAGCGGAAAUAACGCCAAAGUGACGUAUUUAAUUAUGAAAGAAUCACCUCCGUUCGCGAUUAACUCAAACAGUGGAGAAAUUACACCAACCACCUUGCUCGAUUAUGAGGUCAUCAAAUCAAUAACAUUCAAAGUUGUCGCCAAGGACAAUGGCACUCCAGCACUUUCGGCCACAGCAACAGUCGUCGUGGAGGUCCAAGACGCUAACGAUCACCCACCCAUUUUUACGGUGCCUACCUUUCAAUUUCAAAUCUCAGAAAACCUUCCACCGGAAUCGGAAGUAGGUUAUCAAAAUUUGCAUUCUUCACAACGUUCAAAAAAUGUAACUUGGACUCCAAAAUAUCUCCCUAAAUUUAAAAUCGACAAAUCAACCGGUCUCAUAACAACAAGAACACUUCUGGAUAGAGAACUUGCCGACAAACACGUCAUCAUAGUAGCUGCUGUCGACAGCAAUGACAUUACAUUAACGUCAUCCACCACAGUUGUUGUCAUGGUGAAUGACAUGAACGACAAUCCACCAAAAUUCAUCUACCCACCCACUUCCACGGCUACGAUUAUCCUACCCGAACCGUUAUUAACCGGCAGGACGAUAGCCUCGUUAACCGCAGUCGAUGCAGAUCUCGAUUUGAAUGGAGAUGUCAGAUAUUUUGUCGUU